UCAGGUCUGGAACACCUCCCGUUCAUGAUGAUGUCACACCCCCUGAUCCCUGUCAGUAUGGCCCCUGCCUCCGUCUCCAUGGCAAUGAGUCAGAUGAACCACCUCAACACGUUAGCCAGCAUGGCCUCUGCUGCCCAGGUCCACCACUCUACCCUCUCCUCCCGCGGCCGCAUGGUCACCUCCGUUAUAAAGGAGCGUGUUCAGGACAGUCCGUCUCCCUCUCUGGAGGACGGGAGGAGGUCUGGGAGUCACCUGUCCUCUCGUCACAGCAGCAGCAUCUCCAGCUCCCCAGUACACACAGAACACUCUGCAGACAGGACCCACGUGCAGCAGAACGGCCUGUCCUCCAGCCAUGCUCUGUUGGGUCUAUCUCCCAGUGCUGUGCCCGGUCCUAAAGAAGGAGAUGUGGCCACCCUGGACUCUGGCCACGAAGCUAAGAGGAACCAUGUCGAGAGAGAUGACUGUGGUUCCCUGAGCACCCAGACAGUCAGAGAACCAGUCAGAGAACCAAUCAGAGAGCCAGUCAGAGAACCAAUCGGAGACGGCUAUGAGAGGCUGUCGUUCUCGGGGCAGAAGCUUCCUCCAGGGUUCCCCGGGCCCUUUAUCUUCCCUGAGGGGCUGUCGUCAAUAGAGACUCUGCUCACUAACAUCCAGGUGGGGCUCUACUCUCUGUUCUCUACUGAAUCGUCCCAGAAG
This is a messenger RNA of Oncorhynchus keta (chum salmon), 696 nucleotides long. RefSeq names its product dachshund homolog 1-like. Lineage: Eukaryota; Metazoa; Chordata; Actinopteri; Salmoniformes; Salmonidae. The annotation marks the transcript as partial. The transcript is spliced from 4 exons. The record is from RefSeq and is a predicted model, not a curated record.